GACCCCGCCCCGGGAACGUCCCGGGGUCUGGAACGCAAAAGCCGAGUCUGGCCCGGGGCCUGAACCCGGACCCCAGCCCUGUCCAGCCCAGUUCCCGGGGGAGCCAGGAGAGGACUGUUUCCGAGCUGCCCCUUUGAGGGGGGCAGGGGUUGAGUUCGAGCCCGGGGAGACGGGAGGGGUGGGCGAGAGAGCUUGCUCGCAGGGCCCCCCCCCAACCUGCCAGCAGUUCAUCAAGCCCCUCCUUCGUGCCAGGCACCGUACUGAGCCCCUCCUGGGGAUGCCUGCCCUCAGGGAGCUUACCCCGGUUCUGCUGCGUGGAGGAGGGGGCGGUCUGUGUGUGCCCUCGGGGUAAACGGAUGUCUUUCUCAGACCCAGUGAGAAUUCCAGCCAUGGAACCACCUGAUACCACCCUCAUUGAAGGCGUGGGCAAUGAGGUGACGGUGGUGGUGGGUGUGGUGGUGCUGGUGUUGGCCCUCAUACUGGCCUGGCUCUCCACCUACGUGGCAGAUGCUGGCAGUAGCCAGCUCCUGGGCACCAUUGUGGCAGCUGGUGACACCUCUGUGCUCCGUCUUGGUCACGUGGAACACCUGGUCGGGGGGCCGGGCACCUCGGAGCCAGCUGAGCCCACCCAUCUUGAAGAGGGUACUGAGGAGAAAGCUGAGGAGGAAGGUGGGGGGGACUCAGCAGGUGAGCCUGGUGCUGGGGGUGGGGUUGAGCCAGGCCUCGACCACCUGCUUGACAUACAGGGGCUGCCUAAUCGGGCAGCUAGUGGUGGGGGCAGCAGUCCAGAAGCCUCCCUGAGGUCUGAGGGUAGCACCCACCUUCUGCCUAACCCUGGCCUCAUCAACGUUCGACUCAAAUUCCUCAAUGACACAGAGGAGCUGGCUGUGGCCAGGCCUGAGGACACCGUGGGCACCCUUAAGAGCAAAUACUUUCCUGGGCAGGAGAGUCAGAUGAAACUGAUUUACCAAGGCCGCCUGCUACAGGAUCCGGCUCAAACCCUGCGCUCCCUAAACAUCACUGACAACUGUGUAAUCCACUGUCACCGAUCACCCCCAGGGCCAGCAGCGUCCGGCCCCUCUGCAUUGCCCGCUUCUCCCACCACAGAGCCGCCGGGUCUCAGCGUCAAUGUGGGAAGCCUCAUGGUGCCGGUAUUUGUGGUGCUGCUGGGUGUAGUUUGGUACUUCCGUAUCAACUACCGACAGUUCUUCACAGCACCUGCCACUGUCUCUUUGGUAGGGGUCACUGUAUUCUUCAGCUUCCUGGUUUUUGGGAUGUAUGGACGAUAAAGACACCAUGGGGGUGGGAAGAAGACCCAGUCUUCCUUCCCCUCCCUAUUUCCCUGCCCAGAGUUGGGUGCCAAGGACCCCAGGGCCUGGGAUGGUCGGGAAAAGGGAUGUGGGCCCUCCAUGGGAGGUAGGCAUGUGGCCUCUUCCAUGCUCUCAACUCUACCCCAAGCAGGGUGACCAUACCCCUUUCCCUGCCCAUUAACAACUCUCAGGUAGAAAUGAGGACUCCACCCCACCCUGCCAGACACACACCCAUGAUGCCAGUGUGAGUGAUUGUCCUCCCCUUGGGUGGGCUCUGUGCUAAUGGUCCCACUUGGUAGAGGUGCAGGCUCUUAGGUGACCCUAGAAUAUAAGGGGGCCCCCUGCCAGCUGCCCCCAUCUCUUUUGUGUCACCAGCUUUGCACACACUGGAGCCCCUGGCCUGUCCAGCUUCCUGCAUGGCUGCUCUCUAUAUUGGGCAGCCAACUAGGGGAGCAUAGCAGUAUCCACAGCAUGCUUCUGUCAGGGGCAACAGGGCCCCUGUGCCUAGUCGUCAGCCAAACCACCUCCUCUUGUUUCCACGGUCAAGUCCUUAAGUUUCUUUAUAAGAUGACCAAAUCUAGUCUGCUUCAGGAAGGGGGUGGGCAGGGCCAAGGUACUUCAUUGGACCAGCUCUUCCCUUCAGCUCCUUGGCCCCCAAGUAGUGAUAGUAGGAUGGUUUCUCAUGUUCUGGAAUUUCCAAGGUUUUCCCCUUUUCUAGAGCACUUUGCUUGCAUACUUGUUUUUUUACAAAGCCCUUUAGAGUUGAGACAGAUCUCUGGGAGUCAGAGGUGAGACCUUAGGAUCAAGAAGUGCAGGGGUAGGGCUAGGACUGCUACUGCCUCAAAUCCAUGGCCAGGACACCAUGAAGAAAUGUCUGCACUAUUAUGCCCUCUGUGGUUGAAAUAACUGCCCUUGUGGCAUGGAGACUUCUGCCCCUAUGGCUCCUGACUCGAUGGCCACUGCCUGUGAUUGAAUAAAGUUUUGCUUUUGUGGCCAGCCUUGGUCACUCAAAA
This is a messenger RNA of Trichosurus vulpecula (common brushtail), 2323 nucleotides long. RefSeq names its product transmembrane and ubiquitin like domain containing 2 (gene TMUB2). The record is from RefSeq and is a predicted model, not a curated record. Gene Ontology annotation, molecular function: protein binding. The coding region runs from base 357 to 1289 and encodes 310 amino acids. The transcript has 3 exons. NCBI's taxonomy places the organism in Eukaryota, Metazoa, Chordata, Mammalia, Diprotodontia, Phalangeridae.